Setaria italica (foxtail millet) is the source of this 1477-nucleotide messenger RNA. RefSeq names its product chaperone protein dnaJ 10-like. The record is from RefSeq and is a predicted model, not a curated record. NCBI's taxonomy places the organism in Eukaryota, Viridiplantae, Streptophyta, Magnoliopsida, Poales, Poaceae. The coding region runs from base 231 to 1244 and encodes 337 amino acids. The transcript has 10 exons.
CGGAAGCUUCCCAUUUGCUGUUGCAGGCGGCGGGAGCGGAGCGGAGCCUCGCACUCGCCACUGCAGUUUUGUCCUGGCGCGAGGACGGGACAAGGUGCCAGGCGCGGGUGGGUCCGGCGCAGGAGCCCUUUUCUCCCACGUUGACCGCACCAUCGCAUCAACUGACUCCCUCCAUCCCUGGGCUCCCGGCCAGGAGGAAGAAGGGGGAAGGUCGGACGGGGAGCGCUGAAAUGGUGAAGGACAGCGCGUACUACGACGUCCUGGAGGUCAGCACUGACGCCUCCGUGGCCCAGAUCAAGAAGGCCUACUACCUCAAGGCCAAGCUGGUGCACCCCGACAAGAAUCCCGACAACCCUGACGCCGCCUGGAGGUUUCAGGAAUUAGGUGAAGCCUAUCAAGUCUUAAGUGAUCCGGUGAAAAAGGAGGCUUACGAUAAGUAUGGAAAGGAAGGUCUUCCCCAAGAUAACAUGAUCGAUCCAACUGCUGUCUUUGGGAUGCUUUUUGGGAGUGACUAUUUUGAAGAUUAUGUUGGUCAACUUGCGCUAGCAUCUGUUGCUUCAGUAGAGAUUGAGGAAGAAUCAACUACCCCUGAGGCAAGGACAAGAGUUCAAGAGAAGAUAAAGAACUUGCAAACUGAAAGAGAGCAAACACUUAUUCAGAGUCUAAAGGACCGGCUGCAGCCAUAUGUUGAUGGGAGGCAAGAAGAGUUUGGUGAUUGGGCAAAUGCAGAAGCUCGGCGCUUGUCUCAAGCUGCUUUUGGUGAGGCUAUGCUUCACACUAUUGGGUACAUUUAUGUUCGACAAGCAGCAAGAGAACUUGGAAAAAACAAACUGUAUAUUGGUGUACCAUUCAUAGCAGAGUGGGUAAGGGAUAAGGGCCACCAUGUAAAAUCACAGGUUAAUGCUGCUGCAGGUGCAAUUUCUCUGAUACAGCUACAAGAAGGGAUAAAAAAGAUUGAGGAGGGCGAUAACAAGGAAGAGCAGCUUAUUAAGAAUAUUGAAGAGAAAAAGGAUGCGAUGCUCAAUUCUUUAUGGAAAAUUAAUGUGGUUGAUAUUGAGUCAACGCUUUCACGUGUCUGCCAAGCAGUUUUGAAAGAAACUAAUAUUCCCAGAGAUGUACUGAAGUUGCGAGCAAGAGGAUUGAAAAAGCUGGGGACAAUCUUUCAAGGUGCGAAAUCACACUACCGACGCGAAAACAGCCUGCGGGUUGAAGAUGGGACGACGGAGGCGACACCGUCGAACUGAUGAGGACGGUUGUGGAUAACUCUCUCAUCGCUUCCGGAGACAACACCCCCAACGCCGACCACUAGCUGCCUUAGAAGAGCCAGGCAUUGUUCUCUGCGUGAAGAGUGAAGAUUGGUAUACUGUAUGAACGCAAGGUAUUCCAACCUUUUUUGUCUCGCUAUAUAUACAGUAUUCGUUGCCUGCAAACAGUCGAUAUCUACGUGAAUAAUUCAUGAAACCAGUGUUUUGUCCAA